GCCUCGCGACCGGGGAUGGCAAUGGAGGCGGCCGUCGCGAUGCAGACGCGGGCGGUCGGGGUCGUCGGAGGCGGGAGCCGGAGCGGGGCUCUCGGCGUCGGCGGGGAUAGGCGGCCCCGGGCGGGGAGCCUGCGAAUCGGAGGAUCCGCUGGAGGGGCGGCGCUGCGGGCUCGCGGGGCCAAGCCCGUCGCCCCGCUCUGCUGCGUCAAGACAUCCAGAGGUCAGCAGAGCUUGCAUAACUCGGUUGACGAAGCCCUGUUGCUAAAGAGGAAAGCAGAACAGGUUCUGUUCGAAUUGAACGGGCGCUGUAUUUACCUAGUUGGAAUGAUGGGCUCCGGAAAGAGUACGGUGGGCAAGAUAUUAGCCGAAGUGCUGGGUUAUUCAUACUUUGACAGCGAUAGUUUGGUCGAACAGGCAGUUGGCAUGCCUUCUGUUGCUCAAAUAUUCAAGGUUCAUAGUGAAGCAUUCUUCAGAGAUAAUGAGAGCAGCGUCUUGAGAGAUCUGUCCUCAAUGCAGCGGUUAGUUGUUGCUACUGGAGGCGGUGCUGUUAUUCGGCCAGUUAACUGGAGUUACAUGAAGAAAGGUAUGUCUAUCAUGUUGGAUGUGCCUUUGGAUGCACUUGCGAAGCGAAUUGCACAAGUUGGGACUGCUUCUCGCCCCCUUCUAGAUCAACCAUCUGCUGAUCCAUACACAGCGGCUUUCGCGAAACUUAGCCUGCUCGCGGAGCAAAGAGGGGAUGCUUAUGCUAAUGCCGAUGUAAGGGUUUCACUAGAAGAGAUUGCAGCUAAACAGGGUCAUGGAGAUGUCUCUCAGCUAACCCCAACUGAUAUCGCGAUUGAGGCCCUACAGAAGAUUCAGAAUUUUGUCAAUGAGCACUCCAUGGCCAGUGGCCCAUUUGAAGACUUAUAAGUUGAUCACAAAGAUACGAAGGAUACAAGCCCUGUAGAUUUUGGCCCCCAUUUUUUCUUGUACUCUGUAUGUUUAUUCUUUUAUACCUCAACAUUAUUCAUUUAUUCUUUGUACCCAAAGAGGAGAUGGGCUUGCGCAUGCUCAGAAAUAAAUAAGAGAAUAGCCGAUGGUGCUAAUGUGACAGUUCCACAGUUCGGAAUGAUCAUUGCAGUUACAUAUUUCACUC
Molecule: messenger RNA, 1135 nt
Organism: Lolium rigidum
Lineage: Eukaryota; Viridiplantae; Streptophyta; Magnoliopsida; Poales; Poaceae
Product: shikimate kinase 2, chloroplastic-like
Exons: 9
Coding region: 16-909 (297 amino acids)
Cellular component (GO): chloroplast
Molecular function (GO): shikimate kinase activity
Source: RefSeq, a predicted model, not a curated record